Messenger RNA from Prionailurus viverrinus (fishing cat), 708 nucleotides. Its product is annotated as deleted in lung and esophageal cancer protein 1-like. Gene Ontology annotation, biological process: negative regulation of cell population proliferation. The transcript has 4 exons. NCBI's taxonomy places the organism in Eukaryota, Metazoa, Chordata, Mammalia, Carnivora, Felidae. The record is from RefSeq and is a predicted model, not a curated record. Bases 1 to 708 code for a protein of 235 amino acids.
AUGCCCGUUGUCAACACUCAGGCCUCGUCACCAGGUCGGUCAGGCAUCCAGGACCCAGAUCUCCGGGCGCUGCCAAAGCCCGGGGCAGGGACACUCCCUGAGGAUGCCCCACAAGGGGCCCUGGAUCCAGUGCCCUGUGAAGAUUUGUCCUUCACCUUCUCAUCUAAAUGGCUCCUCGUACUAACGGGUGCGGGGCGCAGGGCAGGGUGCAGCGUCCGUGGGCCAAACACCCCAGACACGGGCGCCGGGUGGAGGGAGGCACCCUGCCGGCCCCAUCCGGGCCACGGGGGCCGUGGGAGGAAGGAGGACCGAUCGCCAGGUGGGGAAGCUGCCGCCCGCCUUCGGCAGCGCGAGGCGACGGCCUUGCUCACGUCUGCUCAGGUGAACGUGUCCUUCUCGCUGUCCCUGGAGCUGCUCUCCUAUCAGAAGCUCCCGGCGGACCAGAUGCUGCCCGGGGUGGACGUUCGGCGGCAUGCCAACGGAGAGAAGGAGAUGGUGUUCGCUCAGAACCUGCUCCUGGAGUACGCCGACCAGCCCGCUCAGGUGGUGCCCCUGAAGGCCACCGUGGCCGUGCCCGAGCUGCAGCUCUCCACCAGCUGGGUGGACUUCGGGACCUGCUUUGUGAACCAGGCACGGGUCCGGGAGGUCUACCUCAUGAACCUGAGUGGCUGGGCAGAGCUGAAAUCUAUCUCAGCCUGCCCCAGCUAG